This is a messenger RNA of Diabrotica virgifera virgifera (western corn rootworm), 7663 nucleotides long. Its product is annotated as xylosyltransferase oxt. Gene Ontology annotation, molecular function: protein xylosyltransferase activity. Bases 174 to 2885 code for a protein of 903 amino acids. The transcript has 5 exons. The record is from RefSeq and is a predicted model, not a curated record. Lineage: Eukaryota; Metazoa; Arthropoda; Insecta; Coleoptera; Chrysomelidae. Gene Ontology annotation, biological process: chondroitin sulfate proteoglycan biosynthetic process; heparan sulfate proteoglycan biosynthetic process. Gene Ontology annotation, cellular component: membrane.
UCUGGUGAUUUUUAGUUUUUUGACCUGGCAACCUUGAAGUGAUGGAAAAUAAAUGGGAGAAAUGUAAAUAAAUAAUGUUUGUCCAAAACUGUAAUCAUUUGGACCACAGAUAAUGACUAAAUUUAAAGUAAUAACGCCAGGUACAGUUAAAUGAGCCCUUGAAAGGUUUUGAAAUGGUAAAAACCAGCUCAAAAAAUAGCAAAUGGAUAAGAAGGUAUAGAACGUUUUUCAUAAUUGGAAUAGUGAUUCUAGCCUUCCAGAUAUAUCUAGCUGUUAAAUUUUUAUCAAUAAACAAAAGUAUAGCAGAACCCAACGAUAAUAAGUGGCUGUCAGUGCAUUUCGACGACGAACAGGAGGCUGAUGUAAAUUCUGCUAAUAAAUUCAAAGCCAACCAUGAUUAUGAAGUUAGUUCUGUUGUUCAAACACAAAAAACUAAAGAUAAAACCAACCACACGUACUCCUUAAAGUACGAAGAGUUAGAUUUCGUACCAGCUUGUCAGAUUUCUUCAAAAGAAGCAGUGUCUGCGAUUAACAGAGCCAAAACGCAAACCUGCAAGCAGUUUAUCUCGAAUAUUACUUGUCUUUCUAUUAAAAACGAGCUAUAUCCCAAGGAAUUAAAGGGGCUAUGUCCAAAUGGGGAAUUUGUGGCAGGCAAAGAAUUGGGCUGUUUUAAAGACGAAAAAAAUUUUAGAUUGUUGACGGGAUAUUUUGGUAUCAGUAAAAAGGAUAAUUCUCCAAAAUAUUGUAUGAGGUUGUGUCUGCAGUCGGGAUUUCCAUAUGCAGGGGUUCAAUAUUCGAAUGAGUGUUUUUGUGGAGUGGACGAACCACCUCUAACGUCUAAAGUUCCUGAUUCUUCUUGCAACUUGAAAUGUCCUGGUGAUGUGCAUGCUACCUGUGGAGGCUAUUAUAAUAUGAAUGUUUAUCAUACAGGAAUUAAAAGAUUCAUUCCACAGACAGCUAACAUUGAGACAGAAAAUAAAACUAGAAGUACAGUGAAGAUAGUGUUUCUUUUAACAUUAAAUGGUAGAGCUUUGAGGCAAGUCAAGAGGCUACUUAAAAUAUUAUACCAUAAGGAUCAUUAUUACUACAUACAUAUAGAUAUUCGUCAAGAUUACCUCUACAGAGAAUUGCUGCCCUUAGAGCGAAUUCUUCCAAAUGUUCGUUUAACAAGAAAAAGAUUCGCUACAAUAUGGGGUGGAGCUUCGUUAUUAGAAAUGCUCAGAUCCUGCAUGUGGGAACUCUUGAAUAUGAAAGACUGGAAAUGGGAUUUCGUGCUAAACCUCAGCGAAAGUGAUUUUCCAGUGAAACCCGUCCAAAAGUUAUCUGAAUUUUUAACUUUAAAUAAAAAUAGAAAUUUUGUAAAAUCUCAUGGAAGGGAAGUACAAAGGUUCAUCCAAAAGCAAGGUUUAGAUAAGACUUUUGUCGAGUGUGAACAUAGAAUGUGGCGUAUAGGUGACCGGAUUUUGCCUUCUGGUAUUCAAAUGGAUGGAGGAAGUGACUGGAUAGCAUUAUCCAAAAGUUUUGUUGAGUAUGUUACUGAUCCAGUCUCCGAUGAUCUCAUAACAGGACUGCUAAAAAUUUUCAAACACACUCUCCUACCAGCAGAAUCUUUUUUCCACACCGCACUAAGAAACUCCAAGUUCUGCGAUACUUACAUAGACAACAACUUACAUGUUACCAACUGGAAGAGGAAGUUAGGGUGUAAGUGUCAGUACAAGCACAUAGUGGACUGGUGCGGAUGUAGUCCGAAUAAUUUUAGACCAGAAGAUUGGCCUCGGAUUGUCAAUACACUGUCUAGGCAAUUAUAUUUUGCUCGGAAGUUUGAACCUUUAGUAAACCAAGCAGUUAUUUUGCAGCUAGAGCUUUGGUUAUGUGGUUUGGACACUCCGUCAAGAAGUGUAGAGAAUUUACAUGGUUAUUGGCAAAAUCUUUACCAUCAUAGAGACCUGGAAGUUACAAAAAACGAUGCUCUGUUGACUAUAAGCAAUAGUGUGAAAAGACAUGCGAUGAAAAUGCUCAAUAACGACACCUGUUAUCUAAACACUCUAUUAGAAGUAACUUCGUAUCACUUUAACAACUCUUAUCAAUACACUUUAUUCAAAUUCGACGUUUCUGAUACUCACUCUGUAGAAUUAGCAGUUAAACCUUUAAACAAGAACGUUCUUUCUAAAAACUCAACGUUGAUGUCUCACUUAGAUUUCCUGACUGUAGCUACUGAUUACGAUCAAAAGGAGCAGAUGUCCAGGAAUUUUUUAAGAAUUAUGUCUCCGUUUUCUGAGCCUUUACUGAUUUAUAGCUUUUCUCGAAGUCCCGGGUCUAAGAUUUAUAAUCUUACGUCGAUAUGGAUCGGUCCAGAUGGGCAAAUGUAUGAUGCAGUGGAUUUUUCGGUCGAUAGCUCGUCGCUUCUUGGUAAUGUUAAGGCGGGACUAAAGCAGCCCAUUUUGCCAGGUGUUUGGAAUGUAAAACUAAUCUACAAGAAUUACCAACUGUCCGAAACGAAAUUCCUCAUAACCCCCUUAGAAUAUUUCAACGGCUCUCCCAUACGACCACACCAAGUGACCUAUCUCCACGGCGGUCCUAAAGACAAGAAAGAUUUCAAAAACUCUUUCGGCAAAUUCCUAGCCCCUGAUAAACAAAGACAGGAAAUGGAGCGCGCCAGCUUAGCUAAUUCUCUUAAAACCGACGUAGAUCUGACCAAGUGGGUCGAUGAACUUUUCCUCGAAUUUUAUGCCAUUAAAAAAACGUGUGAAAGUGCGAAAUCGUCGCAAGUGUGUGGUGUGAAGUUGGGUAAAUGUGAAGAGAGCAGUUGGAGCUCCUUAGCUCCGGAUCCCAAGAGUGCCAUAGGACAAGUUAAUUCCACUACUGGGACUUUUGAUAUUUGGUAAAUGUUUUGUCAGUGUGCAUAAGUGUCUCAACAGAAAUCUUCUGUUCUUAGAGGUCUUGCAUAAUAAUUAUCACAAAUAAUCAUGCAUUUUAGGACCAAAGACGAAUGGGUAGUGACCUUGUGCGGGACACAAAGCAAAUACUCCCACUGAUAUUUUUGAUUCACUAAUAAAUUACUAGUUUGUAAAAACUGUACAGUAUAAAAAGUAUUCUCCUGAUCUCGGUAACACUAUCAUUAUUUUGUCUUAAUUUUGAAGGUAUUCUAUUGUCUUCUAUGAAGAAAUUUACCUUAUAGUCGAUUUGUGAACGUUGAUCCACAGAAAUCUUUGUCAAAGUAGUGUACAUAGAUAGUGAAAGGGAAAAAGCUAGUUUGAGAAACCUCAACAAAGAAAUGAAACAAAGAUGCAAGACUGAUAAACAACAAUACUAUCACAAUAUAUGUAAAAAAAUCAAACAGGAAUCUUGAGAACCAACAGAGAAGAUAUAGCAGAUCAGGGAGAUUAUAUUGCCGGGACCUAUAUACAGGGUGUUAGUAAAUAAGUAUGAAAAACUUUAAGGGCUAAUUGUACAUGAAGAAAUAAUGCCGGUUUGCUCGAUAAACAUAUGUCCGCAAAUGCUUCGUUUCCGAGAUACGGGGUGUUGAAAUUUUUAUUUCAAACUGCCAAUUUAUUUAUUGCUCUAAGACCAGUUGAGCUAUGUAAAUGAAAUUUGGUGAGUUUUACGAGGUAGUUAUUGCGCAUUUUUUGACAUAUAAUUAAGAAUUUUGUAUUCAUCAUUGGCGCGCAUACCGGUAAUAGUCUGAAUUUUUUAAAGAAAAAUAUAGUACGCCACUGAGAUAUUUCAAAUAAAAAAUUAUUUUUAAAUUCCACGUUUAAUUUUUGAUAAAAAACCUUUCUUGCCUUUUUUCAUAUGGGGCACCGUUUUUAUGCAGAAAAAUAAAACAUCUUGACGCAUAUUUUUCAUUUCUUAAUACAUUAUUAAGAAAUAUCCAAUAUAAUAAUACUUAACUGGAACAAUAACAGAAAAUAUUACUAAUAACUUUUUACCUAGGUGCAGAGCUACAACACAUGUUAAAAAUGACCUCUUUUAGAGGUUACAGAAGAAUUUUAUAUUCAUCAUUGAUCGCGCGUACGGGUAAUGGUCUGAAUUUUUUUAAGAAAAAAAUAGUGCGCCACUGAGAUAUGUCAAAUUAAUUUUUUUUUUGAAUUGCUGGUUCAAUUUACGACAAAAAAUCUUUCUUACCUUUUUUUCAUAUGCGGCGCCGUUUUUAUGCAAAAAAAAUAAAACAUCUUAACGUUUACAAAGUAUUUGAACUAAGUUUCUAUGCAUAUGGAAACUACCUCAAAUACUUUGUAAGCGUUAAGAUGUUUUAUUUUUUUGUACAAAAACGGCGCUUCGUAUGAAAAAAGGCAAGAAAGAUUUUUUGUCGUAAAUUGAACAAGGAAUUCAAAAAUGAUUUUUAGUUUGACAUAUCUCAGUGGCGUCCUAUUUUUUUCUCAAAAAAAUUCAGACCAUUACCCGUACGCGCGCCAAUGAUAAAUAUAAAAUUUUUCUGUUAUAACUGUAAAGGAGAUCAUUUUAAACAUUUCUUGCAGCUUUGCACCUAGUUAAAAACUUAUUAAUAAUAUUUUCUGUUUAUAUUCCAGUUUAGUAUUAUUAUAUUGGAUAUUUCUUAAUAAUGUAUUAAGAAAUGAAAAAUACGUGUCAGGAUGUUUUAUUUUUCUGCAUAAAAACGGUGCACCAUGAGAAAAAAGUCCAAGAAAGGUUUUUUUAUCAAAAAUUAAACGUGGAAUUUAAAAAUAAUUUUUAAUUUGAAAUAUUUCAGUGGUGUACUAUUUUUUUCUUUAAAAAAAUUCAGACUAUUACCCGUAUGCGCACCAAUGAUGAAUACAAAAUUCUUAAUUGUAUGUUAAAAAAUGCGCAAUAACUACCUCCUAAAACUCACCAAAUUUCAUUUUCAUAGCUCAACUGGUCUUAGAGCAAUAAAUAAAUUAUUGGCAGUUUGAAAUAAAUAUUUCAACACCCCUUAUCUCGGAAACGAAGCAUUUGCGGACAUAUGUUUAUAGAGCAAACCGGCAUUAUUUCUUCAUGUAGAAUUAGCCCUUGAAAGUUUUUCAUACUUAUUUACUAACGCCCUGUAAAUAUGAUCUACGCCAGGAACUUAUCCAUCAAACCCCUAAAAAAAUGGAAAAAGAACCUAAUCUACUCGAGAAUGAAAUAAGACUGGUGAUCAGUAAACUCAACUCUAACAAAGCACCAGGUCCACAUAUGAUAACAGCAGAAAUGCUCAAAGCUACAGAAGAAACCGGGAUAAAAUUGCUUGACUUGCUCUUUUUUUACAAAAUAUGGUAUUCUCAGCAAUGGCCUAAUGACUGGACAAGAUCUACAAUAACUCCAUCAUCAUCUUCAUCAUCCAGAUUCUUUUCUUGUCCACUGCAGAACAUAAGCCUCCUCAGCACGACUCUAGGAAGUUCGAUCUUGUGCUAAUUGCAUCCAUCUACCAUCAAUUAUUUUUAUGUCGUCUGUGAAGCGUGUUGGUGGUCUGCCUCUGCUUAUUUUGUUCAUGCGAGGUCUCCAUUCUGUCUUUUUGUUCACAUGUCAUCCUGCCGUCUCGCUAUAUGUCCGGCGAAACCCACUUUAAUCUGGUAAUUCUUUUUAUGAUAUCUUGCACACCCGUUCUUUUCCUUAUUUCUAAAUUUCUCAUUCGAUUCGCAACAAGUCUUAUUUCCAUGGAUCUUUCUAUUUUCCGCUAUGCUAUUCUAAGCUUUGACACCAUUGCUUUGGUUAAUGUUAAUGUUUCAGCUCCGUACGUAAUGACUGGCAGAACACAUUGAUCGUAUACUUUCCUUUUAAGGCUUAAAGGAAUUUCACUGCUGAAUAUGUCUUUCAAUCUUUCAUAUGCUGCCCAGCGUAGACGAAUCCUUAUGGUGGUAUGUGGAACGCCAUCUAAUAUAACUGGUAUUUACCUUAGUCUUCAGGUUCUUUUCAAUGUUAAGUAGUUAAGGGAGAAUAAAACAUCUUCACUCGACGAACACCAAGUUUAUUCUAAUUUCUCAUUGUAUUAUUUUUGACAAUCAAUGUGUGUUAUUUUUACAAAUACACGGGUUGCUUAUUCAGCACCCGUGGCCCAAGGAUUCGUACACUAAAUAUUUAAAUAAACAAUGAAGGUAAAUGUUAGUCGAUAUUACACAAUCUUGACCCAGUUCAAUAUUGGAUAUUAUUUUACAUCUAUUAAUUUAUCUUGUAAUACUUAUGAAAAUCUUUAUCUCUCUUAUUCCAGGACAUCCUUCUAUCUAUCUCGUGGGUCUGAUUGUCUCUAGAAAUUUUGAUGUCGUAUCCGAGAUAUCAAUAUUGACUUAUUUCUUCUAUGAUAUUGUCUUCGAGUGUUAUUGAUCCUCCUAGAUAGCACCAAGUUAGUCAUCAUUUUGGUUUUGUCUUUAUUUAUUUGCAAAUCAACCUCUUCUGUUGCUUUCGCAAGCUUUGUGAGCAUUUCAUUUGCUUCGUUGAUGUCGUCAGCGAGUAUGACAAUAUCGUCAGCGAACCGGAGAUUGUUGAGUUGCUUUUCGUCUAUGCGUAUUCCCUUGUUGGCCCAGUCCAGUUUUUUAAACGCCUAUUCUAAGACAGUCGUGAAAAUCUUCGGUGACAUUGUGUCUCUAACACCUCUCUCUACUGUAUAACAAUAACUCUAAUACAUAAAAAAGUUAGCUUCCAUAAAUACGACAACCAUAGAACCAUCUCCCUUAUCUCACAUGCCAUUAAAAUACUGCUACACAUAAUCAAUGAGAGAUUGUAAAUAAUUUGAACAAUUUGGCCUCUUUGAAUUUCGUUAGUGGCAAUUUUCAGUGGAAGUAUUUUAUUCAACUUGUCCAACUGUUGAGAUAUUUUAUGCACACUAAUUCAAUGUUUUUGCCUUAUGAAUGUGAUAUUUUUUGGUGCUCAAUUAAUUUUAAGUCUAUUCGACUGAAUACAGAAAACAGUUAAGAAUUUCGUUCACUAAUUCUUUCGAGGGAACAUUAACGCAAGGUACUAUUGGUAUUUAGGACUAAAUUCAUUUUAUUUUUAUAUUACACUCUUAAUUCAAAUUAGCCUUUAAAUUGUCGAGAAAUGAUUCAGUAUUUGCUAAUUUAUAAAUAAGGUUCAUGUCAUGAUAUUUUGGUUAUUGUUAAAUCUUUAAAGCUUUAACAAUAACCAAGAAAGUAAGAAAUAAAAUUCGUGUUGUCCAAAAAGCCAUGGAAAGCUCGAUGUUAGGCGUUUCUCGUAGGGAUCGAAUUACGAACAAGGAAAUAAGACGGAGAACAGGAAUGAUAGAUGCCAUAGAAAGAAUUAUGAUCCUAAAGUGUAACUGGGUAGAGCACAUGCCUAGAAUGUCGGAUAACUGGAGACCAAGACAAAAAGCAUAUCGAAGUAGAGAUCGUCCACCAACAAGAUGGUCUAAUGACAUAAAACGGAACGACCAACAUUGGAUGCAAACAGCACAAGACAGAAAUAUAUGGAAAAGACUAAGGGAGACCUAUAUCCAGCAGUGGAUAGAUCCGGGCUGAAUGAUAAUUAUAUAAUGAUCCGGCUCGAAGGACCAACUUUCAAGUAACCUCACACUUUCAUACAAAACCUUACAAUUGAACCUAACAACUUAGCAUGAAAAAUACAAGAAUCGUCUAUUAUCCGGAAUAUUUUUAUAAAAAGAAUUAGUGAAUGAAAUUGAUGUAAAUCUUAUAUAAUAUACAGAUUGUUAAUUGUAGUAAAAUAAUCAAAUUUUGACCAAUAAAAGCAUGCAUAUCAA